This is a messenger RNA of Ricinus communis (castor bean), 1753 nucleotides long. RefSeq names its product CST complex subunit STN1. The record is from RefSeq and is a predicted model, not a curated record. Gene Ontology annotation, cellular component: chromosome, telomeric region; DNA replication factor A complex; site of double-strand break. Bases 535 to 1035 code for a protein of 166 amino acids. Gene Ontology annotation, biological process: nucleotide-excision repair; double-strand break repair via homologous recombination; DNA replication. NCBI's taxonomy places the organism in Eukaryota, Viridiplantae, Streptophyta, Magnoliopsida, Malpighiales, Euphorbiaceae. The transcript has a single exon. Gene Ontology annotation, molecular function: nucleic acid binding.
UCCUGAAAAGUAAUGGGCUUAACAGCAUCAUGAGGAACCUCGAAAACGUGGCAGCCAAGGGGAAGAUCAUGGCCAAUAUUAGCAAGCUUGUCAGCCCACCAAUUAGCUUCCCUGUAAACAUGAGAAAUCUUAGCCACCCAAUCACUGACCUGGGCUUCUUUAAACAAAGCCAUGUACUUCAUAGUGGGAGAUGAGGAUUUCAACAAAAUAUUCAGUAGACACUCUUUAUCAACCUCCCUCCAAGAUUGAUCUUCUGAGCCCCCCAUAUUCCCGGUAAUCUAAGGCUGUUAACUCCAGAAUCAGGAAUCCAGAUUUGCAGCAAAUCCAGAAAUCUAAAUCCCAUAAUGCUUUCGAAGAAUGCCACACCAAGAGCUAUUUUUGUUACUACAAGAUCACAGUCCACCCCUUUUGUUUUAUUAAUGUGUUAUAUCGAUCAAUAAGGUAAUCAGCGCUAGAUCAAAAGCUUUCCCGCCAACUAUUGCCAUAAACAGAACUUAUCUAAGAAAAAGGAAAGAAAAAGCCAUUAACCAAAAAAUGGAUCAAAAAUUCCAAAACAUACACGUAAAACUCCUAGCCUUGGAUCUCGUCUCUCUCACACAAACUCCACCGUUUUCCCCCUCAGACCCAAUCUCAUUCUCUCACGCAAACAAGUCCUUCUCACGCGCCGAAAUCCUCGGUAUUGUCACUUCCUGCGAGCACAAACCACACAAAUUCCUGAAAUUCACAAUCGACGACGGCACAGGCUGCGUUUCAUGCAUUCUCUGGCUCAACCAGCUCACUUCCCCUUACUUUUCUCGCCGGAGCACACCAGCUGUUCGACUAAUUGCCUCAACGGCCACUCACUUUGCCUCAUUGAUCAAGAUUGGAGUUGUAGCUAGGGUUCGUGGCAGGAUCACGAGCUAUAGAGGUACUGUGCAGAUUACUGCAUCUGAUGUUGUUAUCGAAAGAGAUCCUAAUGCCGAGAUUUUUCACUGGUUGCAAUGCGUUAAGCUCGCGCGUAGUUGUUAUCAUGUCAAUGCUUCUCCACGUAAGUAGUGCUUUAGGUAUAUACCUUUUUUUACUAUCCCAUUUUGUUUAUUUCCAGAUUAAGAUGAUAAUGUGAUAAUGAUAGAUGAAUAUUCGUGCCUACUUGGGUGUAUUACACUGUUCUCCGAUAGAAUUUUAGAUUUGAGGAGUUAAGAGUGGAAAUGAAUAUAGUGAGAAAGCAGUUGUGAAAGAUGUUACUACUCUGGAGAAUUUGGUUAAUGGAUAGUGAUGUUAACCUACCGGUAUGGAGUUCUCCGUUAAUGUAUUUAAGAUUCUGAGAGCUACAAAAUCAAGUCAUGACAAAUAGUAGAUGGUGAUGAUCCGAAAAUAUUAAAGUUUGUGCCAUGAGAGAGCUCAAACAAAUAGAAUAUUCAUGAUUUGCGCACUUAUGGCUAAGCAUUUGAAAAGUACUUGGCAUGGAUUACUCUCAGUAUGUCAAUCACUAACUUGGGUUGAAUUAGAGUUGUUCUUUGUCGAUAGUCUGAGCCACUUGUUCCAUGGUUUUAUAAUUAAUGCUUAUUGGACAAAUAAUUGGCUUUUCACUGGACAUUUUACAUCAUCAAUUUUGGACCAAAAUGAUUUGGAUUAUAGAAGCAAUAGAUGAACUUUAUGAUUGAAUUGUUGUAUUUGACAAUUCGUAUUGAAAUCCAAUGUACGUGGCACUGUUUUCCACUAUGAGGUUGAUUUGUCAAUAACAGAUGAUGAACUUCACUAUAUGUUCUUUAUA